AUCUAGGCUUCAUGAGGAACUAUCCACUGUGGCGGGCGAGUAAGAAUGGUCACACCGAUGUGGUCCGCUUGCUGUUGGGCUCUGAUAAAGUCAACCCUGGGGAUGACAAAAGUGUUGCCCUGCGAGUAGCAUGCGAAGAAGGGCACAUUGAGAUCGUAAGGAUGAUGUUAGCUUUGCCGCAUACUCAAUUUGUAGAUCCAGGCAUCGAGAAUGGCUUUUGUCUUCGGAAGGCAAUUGACAAUAGGCAUUCGGAGGUCGUGAGAAUGCUGCUACAGGAUAUGCGGGUGGACCCCUCAGCGGACCACAACUCGGCUCUGCAGAUUGCUUGUGAAAGGAAUGAUCCCGCGGUUGUUCAGUUGUUGUUAAAUAACCCAGCCGUCGAUCCGACUAUGGACAAUAGUAAUUGCUUGGUUUUGGCGAGUAAGGCCGGAAAUCUGGCGGCAGUACUAGUACUACUGGCGGACGGGCGCGUGAAUGCUAACGCACGAACCGGAUUUGCUUUGAAAGCCGCUAAUUCUCGUAAACAUAAGGAAGUGGCAAGACUGCUGAAAGCCUACAUGAGAGGUGGCACUGCCGCCGUUAGUGAUAACAUUACGAAGGCUCGUCAAUCUUUUUCGGGAGAGUCAAUGAUACAUCGCACUGAUUCUGUGGUCCCAGUGUCCGCUAGAGCGAGUUGUCCUCAGGACAAUCGCAGAACGAGCGAGGAAGAAUUGGCUGAUAGACGUGGAAGUACUUUGGCCUACUUUUCGGAUCUUAUCAUGGGGAAGCGAAAAUCUACAGAAAGCGGUUCUGUCGGAAGUUCCAAAGCGAAUACUGGACGACGACCAACAAAAAGUGCCGCCGUUUGAGGUGAGAUGCUUUCUGAUUAUACUGCCGUAGUUUACCUUGAGAGUAGUUUGACUAUAAAGCAGAAUACAUAAAGAGUAUUUGAAUUGUGAUAAUUCAUUAUGGUACGGACGAAUUACUGUUGUGCUUUAAUCUGACGCAUCACAUGAAGUUUUCAACAUGAU
Sphaeroforma arctica JP610 is the source of this 1010-nucleotide messenger RNA. RefSeq lists its product as hypothetical. The record is from RefSeq and is a predicted model, not a curated record. The transcript has 6 exons. Gene Ontology annotation, molecular function: protein binding. The coding region runs from base 12 to 848 and encodes 278 amino acids. Lineage: Eukaryota; Ichthyosporea; Ichthyophonida.